GAGAGGCGAGAAUUAAAGCUUGGCCGAGAACAGCUGAGCAGAGAAGCGGAGAAGGCGGAAGGGGCUGAGAGUUGCGGAGACGGCCCGCUGGGAUCUCUUGGGGAAUUGACAAGCACCUUUUAAAGGACCUUAAAUGUACAAAUCGUUGGAAGUUUAACCUCAAUUAAGUUGUAUCAGAUCCUAUAUGUGGGAGAAUUCCUGAGCAGGAAAAGUGCAUCAAUUUCUGCACAACUGUCACAGACUCAUUCUGUGGCUUUAGUGACUUUUGGAAAAUAGACUGUUUUAGAUGUCUUGGCUGAUCUUUUCAAGAUCCUGCAUACUCUUUGUCAGCACAAGUUGACCCAAAAUGCCUCUCGAUGAUGAACAGAACAGUGACUGUGACUCUUCAAGGUGCUCUGAAAGCACAGCUUCUUCCUGUGACUCUGAAUAUUCAAGACAGAGUUUUACCAGUGACUCUUCAAGCAAGUCCAGCUCCCCAGCUUCAACAAGCCCUCCCAAAGUGGUUACAUUUGAUGAAAUGAUGGCUGCGGCAAGAAACAUAUCAAACCUGACUCUGGCUCAUGAAAUUGCUGUAAAUGAGAACUUUCACUUGCAACGCAUAGAACAUCCACAGAACAGUUUGCCUGGGAGAGUGAGACAAAUCGUACAUAAGGCAUUCUGGGAUCGUUUGGAAGAAGAUCUGAAUGAAGAUCCUCCUGAAUAUGAGCAUGCUAUCAAGCUGUUCGAAGAAAUUAAAGAGAUUCUUCUUUCGUUCCUGAAUCCUGGCGCAAACAGGAUGCGAAGCCAGAUCUGUGAAGUCCUUGAUAUAGACCUCAUAAAGCAGCAGGCCCAGCACAACGCGGUUGACAUCCUGGGCCUGGCAAACUAUGUCAUUAGCACAAUGGGGAAAAUGUGUGCUCCAGUGAGAGACAAUGAUGUAAACCAGUUAAAAGCCACUGGGAAUAUUGUAGCCUUGUUGAGGCAAAUAUUCCAUGUUCUGGAUCUCAUGACGAUGGAUAUGGUUAACUUCACUAUUCAGAAUCUUAGACCUCACCUUCAGCGCAACUUGGUGGAUUAUGAACGAGCAAAAUUCCAAGAAAUACUUGAAGAAACACCAAGUGCUCUGGACCUAACAAUGGAAUGGAUCCGGGAAUCUAUACAGGAAGAACUGUCUUCUGUUUCCUGUGAAACAUCGUCAUCCUCUGGUGCUGACGGGAUCUCAAAACCAAAUCUGAGCCCUACUCUGAUCCUAACCAACAGCUACUUGAAAUUAUUGCAAUGGGAUUAUCAGAAAAAAACUAUUCCUGAGACACUGGUGACAGAUGAAGGUCGCCUUCGUGAGUUGUCAGAGAAACUGAAUCAGUUGAAGAUUGUCGCUUGUAUCUGUCUCAUAACAAGCAACAUGGUGGGUGCUGCUAUUGAGGGAAUUCCAGAUUUUGGUGACAAACAGAAGAGGAUUUCGUUUGUUCUGCUUGAAGGAAUGAAUAAAAAGACCUUUGAUUUGAAAGAAGCUCUUAAUGCCAUAGGUCUUCAGACAUGCAGUGAAAUAAGCGAGUCAUUAACUGAGAGGGGCUUCCCGCCACUAAAUGAAGAAAUUCGUGGAAAUUUAGUGGGUCAGAUCUGCAACAUCGUAGAGGAAGAUAAUCCAGUCAGCUCCUUAAUUGAUAAACGAACUCAUCUGUACAUGAGAAGUUUGCUUGCCUCUCCGUGCUUUCAGAAGUCAAUGCCUACUAUUCCUGGAGGCCUUGCUGUGAUUCAGACUGAGAUGGAAAGCAUUGGGUCUCAGUUUGCCAACAUUGUCAACCUUAAUAAACAGGUGUACGGACCAUUCUAUGCAAAUAUCUUUCGAAAACUGCUUUUCAGCCAGCCAGUAACAAGUACAGCAGAAACUGAGCCUUCUACUAAUUGAAAUAUGUAACUCUCCUCUCUGUCCCCACCCCACAACCUUCCUCUUCACAGUAUUUAUAAAGCGGUGAUUUAUUCUUCUGAACGUGUAUAGCUUAAAGCAAUGACUGUUAAUGAGAGUGAAAUGUUUUAUGUCUAAUGAAACAGACUCUAUCAAUUAUAUUCAAAUAAAGGUGCCCCUGCCCCUCAAAUCCCUGGAAAGCUAUUAACUUAAACAAACAUAUUUGAACAGAUUACUACUGCUUAUAAUGAUGAAUUGUAACACUUAUUGUAAUUGUCUAAUGUAAAUGUUUUCUCCAAAGCAAGAAUCAAAUGUGCUUCCUCCGAUACCUUUGGUGCAAUGAAAGAGAAGGUUGUAGCUCAGAUUUAAUCUGAAUUAAAAUAUUAAUUUUUAGUGGCCCAUUAUCAAAACACAAGUAGCCACUUUGUGAAAAGAUCUCUAGCAACUAGAGAAAAAUCUAAAUGAUUAUAUGGAUCCUGUUGUAGGUGAGGUCACAGGACGAGGGGUCACCUCAUCCCCCCCCCAAACUCUCCUUUUUUUUGCAUACCAAGAUGCCACUGUUGGCGGAUGUCUCCUGUCACUUGUUUAGAGGUAUUCUGAUUCAAGCAUGCAGGGACAACUAUGAACCUUAAUCAUAUUGUGAUUACUACUUGCUAUUUUUCAGCCAGGUGAAGCUACUGAAUUGCUCCACACAAUAGUGUAUGUAUGUGACGAUAGCUUAUAUAUCAGGUGUAAGAUAUCUAAAUAUAGUUGAGAGAUCAGGAGUGACUCUGAGUUGUGGACACACUUCCCCAGACCCUUCUUUGAGUCGCCGUUUCCUGCCCACCCCCUCUUAACUAUGGUUAAUGAUGGCAUAUUCUCUGACCUUCAGUUAACAAUAACCAGGAUUUUGAUUUAGUUCUAAAGCCCUAGUAAUGAUGGGAAUCCUAGUUAUUACUAUCCAUGAUUACAACUGGUACAGAUGAAAUUAUUAAUUGUAUGUAUGGCCUUUGGUAGAAAGGAUGGAGAAAUUGUCUGCAAAGAGCGGCUAAAAUGGAGCAUAGCUUGCUCCUAACCACUUAACCAGGGUUAAAGGUCAGAAGCAUUACAUCUGCACUGGGGCUGUAUCCAGAAACACUAGUUAGUCCACAUAUGCUGCCUAUGUAACACUAGGGUUUUUCCCUCCUUUUUGUUGAAUACUUUUGAUGGAGUAAUUUGGCUGUGUGAAUUGGCUCUCUGAUGAAAGGAUUUAUACUUUUACUUAUGUUCAGUAGGUCUUUUGAAGUUAAGUAUAAGUAGAAUUGAUGGACAGAGCAUUAGAGGCUGAAAUAAUGGUCCUAAAGUCUAGGUAUUGUAAACAGAGAGCCCCUAAGGUUUCUUGUUCCUUUAUGAUCUUGGUCACAAAUCAGUUUUAUGAGAGGACUACUUUGAGAAAGUCUAGGGAAUGGUAAGGAUUAGGGCCUGGCCUGGCCUGGCCUGAAAUAGUUUGUCCAUUAACAAUACAAAGUUUAUUAGUAACAGUACUUGAUAAUUGAAUAUAAUGUGUAUAGGUAGAUAUACAACCACAAAACAAAAUUCAUUCACAAUAUACAGGAAAUAUUCUGAAAAAUCGUUAUGCAAGUUUGUGGGAACAUUAUGAUGUAGAAGAUUACUUGAGAAACUGCAAUAUUUAUAUAUAAACUAUUUUUGCAUAUGUCAGAUUAUUGAAUAUAGAAGGGCUACAGUAUAUUGUGUGCAUAAACCUCCAAUUUAUACCAAAAUGAAUCAUAACUUGAAAAAAAAUUACUUCUAGGAAGUAUUAGUUGACUGUGAGUCUCUUAUAUAGCCAAAUGCUAAAAUUCUAAUGUGUCCAGUUUCAGUGGGUGAAUCUCUAAAUGCUCCCUGUUGAUAUUUCAUGCUCGAAUGCAUUUUUUCCCCUAAGAAAUUCAUCUUUGCCCAUUUUGGGAAUAACAUGCAAACCUACUUGCCAUACCGUGCCGCUGGCACAUCUAUUACAGAUACUGAAAAGGACCUCCUCAUUAAGAACACUGUGGUUUUAUAGGCAAAUACACCUUUAAUAGAACUAUAUAUAUUCAUUCUAAAAUAAAAUAUAUUUAACAAGUGUAUUUUGCUUGAUUAUCUCAAAUUGAGGAUUGGUUUCCUGGGUGUGUGGUGGGGGGCAGAAUUUCUUACUCUGGGUCUUGAUUAUCUUGCAGGAGUGCACUAAUGAGCAAAAUUCUGUCACAUGUCUAUUUGAUUGUCAGUUGAACAAAUGAAGAAGUUCUAGCAAUCACCAUCUAUAGUUGUACAAGAAACUCUUUUGACACCUGCUACUAUUUUAUAUAUGCCAUAUUCCUGAGAGCAUGUACAUGGGUGGAGAUAGGAAGUAACAUUGGAGGGUCAGCUCUGUCCCUGACCUAUAGUAUAGGUACAGAGUAAUCAAGAAUUCUGAAUACUCACAACCACAAUAACAAAAAUCCCAGGAUUCCUAAUGAUUGGGAGAGAUCCCUAUGCAUGCCCACUUGUACAUGUGAAGGAGGAGCUCUGCACACCUAGUUGAGUUCUGACUUAAUGUUGGUCAGAAGUAGAGUUUGUCAUUAUGAUGCUAUGCUCCGCUCAUUCCACUACCUACUGCCCAUAUGUGUCAGCCUCCCAGAUUAUGGUAUGAAAAGGGCUAAAGCAUCCUUUGCCCCCAUUCUUGCCUUGCUCUGAGAUGUUUUGUCCAGUAUUUUGGGCCUAGAUAUGGCUGUUGUAUUAUAUUUACAAAGGAUUAAUUUUUGUUUUUCACUCUUUUGUAGAGCAAAGUUCAAUUUUGAAAACGAUUGUAAUAUAACUAGUGUACUAAUGGAAUCCUUAAACAUAAAAGGCAAACCGUGUUGCCAAUGACUCACUUCUUAUCCCUGUGCAGGCACAGUACGUGGGGAUAAGAAGCAACUUGGGGUCAAAAUAGUUUGCCUCCUCGCUGCCUCCUUAGGACCUCCAGAGGCCCGGAAAGGCCCAGUGCAGCUGCAGGAAGGUCUCGUGCUGCACUGCCGGGCCUUCCCAUUGCCUCAGGGCUUCUGGAGGCCCGAGAAGGACCAGUGCAGCAGCAGGAAGACAUGGCAUCAUGGCCCCAGGCCUUCCUGCCACCUUGGGGCCAGUGUAGUCCGGCCCAUGACCCACUGUGGGGUGGGGUGGCCUGGCCCAGCGGUCUGCUGUGGCGCAGGGCGGCUCAGCCCAGCACCCACUGCUAGAUCCCAUUGUAUUAUGUCACAAUGUAGUCUGGGAACUAGUUAUGCAUAAAGCAUAAGAUUUCUGGUAAUUAUCUUUAUUAAAAAACAAAUGCAUCUGUAAAACGAGGAACUCUGUAAUUUCUUAAAUUUUGAGAAAAAGUCAAUAUUUUGAGCCUCAAUAUGGCCAUUUAUGUUAUAAACAUUUACAAGAGCGUUUUUUUGUAAUGUGUGUAAUGUAUUUGUUUUCUUAAUCAUGCGCAUGUGAAACAGAAACAACGCAGCAAGUGUAGGAGCACUUCUCUCUACAAAUUUCUGUCCUGUCUAGGAAGCUGUAACAUGCAUUACAAUUGUGCAGAUUAAGAGAAAGCAAACUGUUUGGUGAUUUUUGUCAGUAACUUGCAAAGGGCAUUUUAUAUAGCAUGGCGUAUCCAUUUAGCAAUCUUUAAAUGUCUUGUAGUGUUUGUUUUGGAUAUUCCAAUUAAUUGACUUGCCUCUCUUGUACAUUAAUUGUUGAAAUUGUCCAAACAAGUUUACUCUCCAUUUUUCUUUAUUUGGAUAAUUAAAACAAAAUAUUGUAUGCAACAGCUUUGUAGGUGGUUUUUGAGUUCAUAUUUGGUAUAUUAAUAAAAUUCUGUUUGUGAUAAAAAUA
Eublepharis macularius is the source of this 5704-nucleotide messenger RNA. RefSeq names its product t-complex 11 like 2 (gene TCP11L2). The record is from RefSeq and is a predicted model, not a curated record. Gene Ontology annotation, biological process: signal transduction. Lineage: Eukaryota; Metazoa; Chordata; Lepidosauria; Squamata; Eublepharidae.